Molecule: messenger RNA, 1614 nt
Organism: Trifolium pratense (red clover)
Lineage: Eukaryota; Viridiplantae; Streptophyta; Magnoliopsida; Fabales; Fabaceae
Product: 3-hydroxyisobutyryl-CoA hydrolase-like protein 3, mitochondrial
Exons: 10
Coding region: 151-1407 (418 amino acids)
Biological process (GO): L-valine catabolic process
Cellular component (GO): cytosol
Molecular function (GO): 3-hydroxyisobutyryl-CoA hydrolase activity
Source: RefSeq, a predicted model, not a curated record
AAAAACAGAAAGCAAAGAAAUUGGACAGUCUCAUAAAUAGGAAGAAAAUGGAGGGGUCAAACAGUAACAACACUAAAUUAUUUGAUACAUAAGGAGCAAGUAACCACAUCAUCAAUCAUCAUACAUACGACAUAGCUUUGAUACAAAAGAAUGCUACUUCGUACUGUCGGAGGAGCUAAUCGUUUUCUCUGUUCAUUUCUAUCAUCAUCAUCAUCAUCAUCGUAUUCUCUCUCCAACACCAAACCUUCAUUCUCUUUCCGAUCAAUUUCUUCCAUGGCUGAAGAAUUCGUCAAAGGCACCGUUAAUUCUAACGGCGUUGCCGUUCUCACCCUCGAUCGCCCCAAAGCUCUCAACGCCAUGAACCUAGAUAUGGAUGUAAAGUAUAAAAGUUAUCUUGAUGAAUGGGAAUUGGACCCUGAUGUCAAAUGUGUUCUGGUUGAUAGCAGUUCCGCUCGUGCAUUUUGUGCCGGUAUGGAUAUUAAAGGGGUUGUUGCUGAAAUACAGAAGGACAAAACCACACCUUUAGUGCAGAAGGUCUUCACAGCCGAGUACUCUUUGAUAUGCAAAAUUUCUGAGUACAAGAAACCGUAUAUAAGUUUGAUGGAUGGAAUAACAAUGGGUUUUGGAAUUGGCCUAUCUGGUCAUGGCCGAUAUCGUAUCAUAACAGAGAGAACUGUUCUUGCAAUGCCAGAAAAUGGCAUUGGCUUGUUCCCAGACGUAGGGUUUGCUCAUAUAGCUGCUCAAAGUCCAGGAGAAGGAGCUGUUGGUGCUUAUCUUGGAUUGACUGGAAAGAGGGUCUCUACACCAUCAGAUGCAAUAUAUGUUGGCCUUGGAACACAUUACGUGCCAUCAGGAAAGUUAAGCUCAUUCAAGGAGGCCCUUUUGGCAACAAACUUUUCUCAGGAUCCCCAUCAGGACAUCAAAGUACUUUUAGCAAGAUAUGAGUCAAACCCGGAUUCCGAGGCACAGUUAAAAUUGCUUUUACCUCAGAUAACUUCUUCAUUUGGAGGAAAUAAAUCUGUUAUUGAGACCAUUGAGGAGUUAAAAACACACCAGUCAAGCACUGACUCUAAUGUUGCUGAGUGGGCUAAUGAAGCUCUCCAAGGCCUUGGAAAAGGUGCUCCCUUCUCCCUUUUCUUGACCAAUAGGCACUUCUCUGUGGUUGCAUCUGCACUAGGAGAAAACGGCGGUGAAUUAUCCACGCUUAGUGGUGUAAUGAAAACUGAGUAUCGCAUUGCCUUGAGGUCUUCAUUGCGGCCUGAUUUUGCAGAAGGUGUUCGAGCAGUAUUGGUGGAUAAAGAUCAGAACCCAAAGUGGGAACCAUCAAGGUUGGAGGACGUUGAUCAGAGCGAGGUUGAAGCCGUUUUUGAACCAUUAGGAGCAGAGGUGGGAGAAUUGUCUGUGUAAUUUUCAAAGGAAAGCUUUCAUUUCAUUGAAUGCAUUACUGUAUUGUAUGACACUGCAUCAAAUAAAUAGAUGGUGUUAUCAUUGUGUUGCUUGUAUCUUGUCAUCCAUUGAUAACAUAAAAUCCAUGAUCAUGUUAAUCAAAGUACGAUGUUACUUCUGGUGUGUCUGCAAUCUGCAUGUAAAUGAUGAAGGAUAUGAUUUGCUUAA